UGGUGCUGGUGCGGGGGCCAGCGGCUGCUGCGGCAUCGCUGGGCUCACGAACCUGUCCCUGCCUGUGCACUCUUGGGAGAGGAGGAACGGACACAGCGUGUCGCUGAUGCAUCGCAGGCACAGGUGUGGCAUAUGUUAUGGAUUGAAGAUCAGCACUGGGGAGUGCCCUGUCCUGGAGCCUAGUCAGUGGCCACUGCCUGAAGAAACCAAACGUGGCAAUCCUGAGGGUUACACAGGAACCAUGGUGCCAAAGCGGGAGAGGAAUGUGUGUGCAAGGAGGAGGGGUGGCUGCACGGAGCUGCAGCACACUGAAGCUUCGGUUUGGUGUUUCCACCAGUAUUCCACCAGCCCCUUUGCGAGGAGGCUGCUGAUCUCUGCAGAUCAAUGCCACUGGGAAGCCAUGGCAGCCUGGCUUUACGUCUGCAACCCGGUGGAGCUGCACUGGAGAACCGCAGUGGGCAGCGUGCCACCAGCCCAGCGACACCCAGAGCCCAGAGGCAUCUUGCGCAGCAGGGACCUGGCUACUGCUCUUCCCUCUGCGAUGGCAGGCGGUGGCAGGAGCCCGCCCGGCAGCCAGCAUCUCGCCGGCAACCUUGCGGUGCUGCUCCACUUGGGUUGUGGCGUCCGAGCUCCUGCUCUUCUGCUUCCCAGCCUCAGAGCAGGUUCUUGUGUGGGUUUGCAGGGGCACCGAGAGCAGAGGAGCUGCACUGGCCUGAGGCUUCUCAGUACCCGCCUGCUCAAGCAGGGCAGGGCAGCCCCUCAGCAGCAGAGAUUUGCUCCGAGCAUCUGGAGGAGAGGGAACUGCACUGACCCACAGCAGCACAGCUGGUUCUCACCUGGGGGAGCAGCCCCAGGACGUGCAAUGGAGCUGCCCUGGGCAGAAAGCAAGGGCUGGAGAGGCUGAAGUGUAGGUAGGGAGAGCAGCACUGCUCUGGCUCGCAGCGGGAGGGGCUGCUGGCUGCAGAUUUGCACUCGCAGGUUGCCCCCAGGAGCCAGGUUUUCUCUCUCCCCUGGAGACUCCUCUGUCAGGGAAGGUUAAAUGCGUGAUGGUAGUGAUGGGAACCUGGUCUGCCAAAAUGAAACACUGGAUGGGGCCAAUUAGCAGAGAACUGUCUGUGCAAUAAAGUGCUGAGUCCAACUCUCCUGACGCUGGUGUAUCGGAGAGGGCAUUGCUUACUGGGCUGGAGCACUGACAUUUCGUGUGAACACAACAGAUGCCUACUUGUGCUUUGAAAAUCUCUUCUCUGUCCUGCCAUCGCCCUAGCAAUAUUUCUGAGAACACAAAGGAGAAAGCACUGGAGCACUGCUGGGGAAUUGGAUGAAGAUCAAGGGCACACUUGAGAGCAGCUCUAAACAAGGGUGCCUUUCGAAUCAGGUUGCUUUGUCCUCUCCACAGAUGAUCUGGUACACCAUCAACUCUGCCAGGGUGCCUUGGAAAUAAAUGUAAAGUUACUAUUCCUGCUCCUUCAAAGUUUGCUGCUGAGCAAAUGGAAAAACUGCUUUUGCACUACAGCCUGGUGGGUUCUGUCUCCCUGCUGCCAGAGAGCCGAGCCCUCACGCCCGCAGAGCUGCUCUGAACUCCACUUGUCCCUGCUCAGCCCAGCGCUGCCCUGGGGUGCAGGCAUGGCAAGCAGGACCAGCUGAAACCUCCUCGAGCGGCACGUGGA
Molecule: messenger RNA, 1667 nt
Organism: Aquila chrysaetos chrysaetos
Lineage: Eukaryota; Metazoa; Chordata; Aves; Accipitriformes; Accipitridae
Exons: 2
Coding region: 107-904 (265 amino acids)
Source: RefSeq, a predicted model, not a curated record